Messenger RNA from Diachasma alloeum, 1632 nucleotides. Its product is annotated as arrestin domain-containing protein 17. NCBI's taxonomy places the organism in Eukaryota, Metazoa, Arthropoda, Insecta, Hymenoptera, Braconidae. The record is from RefSeq and is a predicted model, not a curated record. Bases 160 to 1350 code for a protein of 396 amino acids. Gene Ontology annotation, cellular component: cytoplasm. The transcript has 7 exons. Gene Ontology annotation, biological process: protein transport.
UAGUAGUGGGCAAAGUGUCAAACGACGAAAGAGAGGGGAAAAUAGGCGGCUCAAGUGCAUCUUUGUUAAGCAUGAAAUCUUAAUCCAUGUUGGAGAUUUUUCCAUAACGUUGUUUAUGCCCAACAUCGACAAGGAAGAUUUUUAUACAAUUUGUAGAGAAUGUCAUCGCUGAAAGCAUUUGUAAUCAGAGUAAAUAACAUUCCCGCAGCUUAUGCUCCCGGUGAAACAAUUAUUGGUGAAGUUUUUGUGGACUUGAAUGAAGCAAAAUCAUGUCGAGGAAUCUAUUUGAGAUUCAAAGGCAAAGCCAAGGUCAAAUGGACAGAAAGUGGAGGGAGCAGAAGAACCAGAAGGACCUGUUCAGCAGAAGAAAAUUACUUUGGGACGGAAGUUUAUGUUGUUGGCAGACCAGAUGGUGAAAUAGAAUUGGUGGCGGGUCAACACGUUUUCCCUUUUACAUUCACAUUACCGAUGAACAUCCCCAACAGCUUUGAGCAUAAAUAUGGGGAGGUUGUGUACAACAUCAAGGCAGUAAUGAACAUGGCAUGGGCAUGGGAUCCCGAAACAUGUCUUCCGUUCACCGUAUAUUCUCCGCUCGAUUUGAGCCAAAUCCUGCCUCGCACUAUCGACGACGAGGUGCAUGCAGAUUAUUGCUGGUGCAUAUUUCCCUGUAUCAGUGAAGGGUUCAUGGAGGCGCAGAUUCACAUACCAAGUAGCACUUAUGCAAUUGGCGAGCAGCUUGAGGUUUUUGUGGAGAUCACAGCGAGUUCGCCGUCUGUGGAUAUCCUCGGAAUUGAAUUGCGAUUGAAACAGAUAAUAGAGUUUCAUGCUGAGAGUAAAACUAAAACUACGAGUGAAAUCGUACAACGAACUGGCAAGAACGGUCCCUUCCAAAACAAUAUCCAUAUUAACCUUGGACUGCAAGUACCAUCAGUCCCUCACUCUGGUUUCCAACACUGUAGCAUUAUGAACAUUAUAUAUCGUCUCGGUGUUAAAUUCCUCGUUUCUGGCUGCCAUUGUGAUACUAAAAAGUACUAUGACGUUAUGAUCGGUUCUAAACCAAUCGCCCCGGCACAAGACGUCGCGAGGUCUCUUGUACCUCCGACUACUUCGACUGAAUUCCCUACAGGAGGAUUCGCAAUAUCGAGAACAUCUUCCAUUCCUACAGCACCGAUUCCAGGGAUGAUGGGGGAUUUGGCAACAAUCACGGGGACAUCAAAUCCACCCCCUUAUACUCCAGUACCAUCGAUAGGCUUCCGAAUCCCAAGUCCCUCAGUACCUGUAGAGCUUACCUCAGCGACAGUGCCACCACCAUCUUACGAGUCUGUGAUGGCCGAAGACAGCAAGAAGUGAACACUACAGAGUGAAGAAAAAGCAAAAAUUUCGAUAUUUUCGAUAUAUAACUCGAGUUAGCCUACUAGCCCUCCACGAUAGGGUGUUAUUUCUUCACUUGGCGGAAAAGAAGUGCCUCAUGAUUUUAUGUAUUCAGCGGUGACUGAAGAUUAGCACGAGAGAGUUUAUCUUGGACGGAAUCUACUACUUCCCUCACAAUGUGCUUAAUUGAAGAUUAUACAUUCUUUAACGGAGCUAUAAUUAUACAUUCUGGAUGCAGUAAUAAAUGCGAAUUAUAUUUUA